Messenger RNA from Coffea arabica (coffee), 1220 nucleotides. RefSeq lists its product as uncharacterized. NCBI's taxonomy places the organism in Eukaryota, Viridiplantae, Streptophyta, Magnoliopsida, Gentianales, Rubiaceae. The record is from RefSeq and is a predicted model, not a curated record.
UAUAACUGCUCAUUGACGUGGUACCCUUCGCAUACGGUAUACCCCCACCGAGGCGAAUUUAUCAGAACUGAUCAAAUCCAACCGUAGGCCGUAGUUAACAGAAGUUAGGGUUUUCUGUUUCUGUGGCAAGAUGACGAGGCGCAGCCGUGUUGGUGGGAAAUGUGAGAAACAACCGAUGGGUAAGAGAAGCGGCGGCAAUCGUGUUCGCGGCAAACGUCAGAAAUUGAAGCCGGAAGCGGAGCGCAAAGUUGGAGGUGAGAGCAGCGGUGGAGGAUCAUCGUGGGGAAAAAACAAACGCGUUUUUCCACCACCACCAGCUGAAAAAACAUCGCUUCCUCCGAGGCUGGGUCUCAAGGAGUCAGGAACUUAUGAGGAAUUUAUCAGGAAUGCCCUAGCAAGAACUCGCGCUCGCCGUUGUAAUCCUUAUAUUGGUUUCGAGCCAUUCGGCAACGAAAAGAUGGCCGACGAGAGUACCAUUGAACGGUACCUCGAACAGGUCGAGGAGAGCGAUGGUUUUGACAUAGAUGUUUUUCCGGGUGGUCGUGAGACUAUCUAUGCCCCCAUUAGAAAUUUUAAGAAUGAUCCUCAACUUUACAAAGAUCUCGUUGAAAUGGCUAUCAUGGCACUUGAAGAGUUCAAUGAUAAGAACAAAGAUACCAAGGGUGUACCAUUUGGGUUUAAAGAUAUUGAGAAGGUAAUUUCAUACAUGUGUGCUGGUGAGGUCUUUCACAUUACCUUCCAAGCUGAAGAGGCUGAAACUGCUGAGGUCAAGACCUUUCAAGCUAAGGUUUAUGAACCUAUCCAGGAGGACCAAAGAGAGGUUAUGCUCGUCAGACUGAAAAAAUACUAGAUUAAUGAUAGUGUUGGAUGAUACAAGCACAGACUGCUCUGUCCCUCCUUGUGUUAAUGCAUUUACAUAUGGAGUUUCUGUCUAAUAUGUCGUCGUCUUAGUAUGUUUAAUGUUUAUGUCUUUUCUGUAGUACGACGACUUAUUCAGUCUAGUACCUAAGACUUCAGAUAACUGGCUGCCGUUGCCCUUUGAGAUGAAGUCUCUUUAACUUUGUGACCGAGAGUGUCAUAUGUGGAGCCAUUGUGGGUGCUCGUCUUGACAGUUUAAUUACGGUCUCCAGUUACUGUUUAACUAGGUGAGAAGUUUCUUAGAUCUUUCAAUGCUAUUAUUUUCGUGCUUCAUAUGCAAUUACAGGUUUGAAGUCGUGAAA